AUGCGUCCUAGGCCCCCUCAGAACAGACUGUUAGCCAUCACAGGCCCUGGUGGAGGUAGAGGGCGUGGGAGCUUAUUGCUAAGGCGUGGAUUCUCGGAUAGUGGAGGAGGACCCCCAGCCAAACAGAGGGAUCUUGAAGGGGCAGCCAGUAGGCUGGGUGGAGAACGUCGGACAAGAAGAGAAUCACGCCAGGAAAGCGACGCAGAGGAUGAUGAUAUUAAAAAGCCAGCGUUGCCAUCUUCUGUUGUUGCUACCUCCAAAGAGCGAACACGUCGAGACCUUAUACAAGAUCAAAAUAUGGAUGAGAAAGGAAAACAAAGGAAUCGACGUAUAUUUGGCCUGUUGAUGGGCACUCUUCAAAAAUUUAAGCAGGAGUCCACGGUUGCUACUGAGAGGCAAAAGAGACGACAAGAAAUUGAACAAAAACUUGAAGUGCAGGCAGAGGAAGAAAGAAAGCAGGUUGAAAAUGAGAGACGAGAACUGUUUGAAGAAAGACGUGCUAAACAGACAGAGCUGCGGUUACUGGAGCAAAAGGUUGAGCUUGCUCAGUUGCAAGAAGAAUGGAAUGAACAUAAUGCUAAAAUAAUUAAAUACAUAAGAACGAAGACAAAACCCCAUUUAUUCUACAUACCUGGCAGAAUGUGUCCUGCUACGCAGAAGUUGAUGGAAGAGUCACAGAAAAAGAUGAAUGCACUCUUUGAAAGCAGGCGAAAUGAAUUUGCAGAGCAGAUUAACAAAAUGGAGGCCAGGCCCAGAAGACAAUCUGUGAAGGAAAAAGAACAGCAGGAGGUGCAGAAUGAAGAAAAGAAGGAAGAACAGAACAAGGAGCAGGAAGAGGGUAAGGUGGCUCAGCAGGUGGAAGAGUUGGAGACAGGUAAUCAGCACAAUGAUGUAGAAAUGGAGGAGGUAGGGGAGGAAAAGGGAAAAAUAGGUUCAGGGCAUAGCGAUGCAGAGAAAGAGCAGGAAGAGGAUGAACAAAAACAUGAAAUGGAGAUUAAAGUAGAAGAGACUACCGAGGUGAGGGAGAAUGACAAGCAACAGGAUGGUCAGCAUGAAGAGGUCACAGUUGCAAAAGAGGAAAGUGAAAACAUUCAGCCAGUGGAUAAUGAGCAGGAUGUGGCUGAAAUGAAUGAGGCAGAUAGCAUAGAACCUGUAGAAAAUGAAAAUGGCAAAGAAGUGGAACCAGAAACAGAGUGUGAUGCUCAGUCAGAAAAAGUGUGUAAUGUUCCUUCUCCCGAGAAAGAGAAAGGUAUUAAACCGGAAAUGAAAGCUGAACCUGAAGAAAAACAGGAGAAGGCACCUGAAGCUCAGCCAGAACCUGUGGCUGAGGCUCUGUCUCAGCCACAGUCUGUGCCACUGCCACAGUCACCUCAGUUGUCUCAGUCCACUCAGGAUACAGAGCCCCAGGCAGACAAGGAUGAAAAUGCUGUGGUGUCUGUAAAGGUGGUCGAGGCACAGACAGAGCAGAGUCAGACACCAAGUGUAGAAAUUAAGAGUAAGACUAGGAGUAGAAGCAGGGGUAGGGCAGGGAACAAAACUGGUAAGAGUCAUAGCCGUAGUAGCAGCAGCAGUAGUAGCAGUAGUACUUCGAGCAGUACUACUACUGGAAGUAGUUCCAGCACUGGCAGCAGUAGCAGUCGGAGUAGUUCCACCAGCAGCAGCACUACAAGUGGAAGUACUAGCAGGGACAGUAGCAGCAGUAGCUCUAGCAGUAGUGAAAGUAGAAGUCGAAGCCGAGGAAGAGGGCAUAAUAACAGAGAUAGAAAACGCAGAAGGAGCACAGACAGGAAGCGAAGGGAUCCUUCAGGAGUAGAUAGAAGUCACAAGUCCUCAAAAGGUGGGAGUAGAGAUGCCAAAAGCUCAAAGGAUAAAAGUUCAAGAUCUGACAGAAAGAGGUCUAUAUCAGAAAGUAGUCGGUCAGGCAAGAGAACUUCACGGAGUGAAAGAGACCGUAAAUCAGACAGGAAAGACAAAAGGCGUUAACAGAAGAGACCAAGCUUCCUUAGCCUAAUCUUUGCAGCGGAAGAUUAUUUGAGUGAAAGGAUUCCUUGUAAGGAGGAGGAGAAGGCUGCCUUAAGAAUUGCAUGCUGUAAAAAAUCUUUUGGAAAAAUGCAGACUGUUUACCAGGCAUUCUUGUACUUUUUACAUAAUUUUGUAAAAGGUUACUUACCAAAAUUAUGUGAAGUUCCUGAAAAUGUAAAAAUAAAAGAUUAACACUC
This is a messenger RNA of Nipponia nippon (crested ibis), 2219 nucleotides long. Lineage: Eukaryota; Metazoa; Chordata; Aves; Pelecaniformes; Threskiornithidae. The record is from RefSeq and is a predicted model, not a curated record.